AUGGUUAAUCUUAUUGGAUCUUCGAGGGUGGAGCAGAAUAAUAUAAAGAGCAUUAUCGGAUCAUCGUAUAAUCGACUGUACGGCCAGUUUACUUCAGAUGAGUUGACUGAAGUAGGAAACUACAAGAUUUUAAAACAAAUAGGAGAAGGGAGUUUUGGGAAAGUGUAUUUAGCGCUCCAUAGGCCAACGCAUCGUAAAGUGUGCUUAAAGACAAGCGAUAAAAAUGACCCUAACAUCGUCAGAGAAGUAUUUUACCACAGACAGUUCGAUUUUCCUUAUAUUACAAAACUUUACGAGGUGAUAGUGACAGAAUCAAAAGUGUGGAUGGCACUAGAAUACUGCCCAGGAAAGGAAUUAUAUGAUCAUUUACUUUCAUUGCGUAGAUUAUCGUUACUGGAAUGCGGAGAGUUGUUUGCACAGAUUUCAGGUGCUGUUUAUUAUGCGCAUUCUAUGCAUUGUGUUCAUAGGGACCUGAAAUUGGAGAACAUUCUAUUAGACAGAAAUGGCAAUGCUAAACUAACGGACUUUGGCUUCACAAGGGAGUGCAUGACAAAGACAACACUAGAAACAGUUUGCGGUACCACUGUUUAUAUGGCGCCCGAAUUGAUCGAGAGAAAGACAUAUGAUGGCUUUAAGAUUGAUAUAUGGUCAUUGGGAGUAAUAUUAUACACACUUAUUACAGGAUAUUUGCCUUUUGAUGAUGAUGAUGAAGUUAAAACUAAAUGGAAGAUCGUCAAUGAAGAACCAAAGUAUGAUUCCAAGUUUAUUCCCGAUGAUGCUAAAGAUUUAAUCUCACGACUUUUGGCUAAAAAUCCGGGGGAACGUCCAUCGUUACCACAGGUUUUGCGCCACCCUUUCUUACAGCCUUAUGGUUCAGUGGUCUUAGACCAAACAGAAAAAAUUCUGUGCAGACAACGUAGUGGCGGAACUCAGUUCAAAAGUAAAUUAGAAAGACGAUUGCUGAAGCGUCUUAAACGUUCAGGUGUUGAUACACAGGCCAUAAAACAAUCUAUUUUAAAAAAAAAAUGCGACUCACUUUCUGGUCUGUGGUUAUUACUGUUAGCACAGGGCAAAAAGCAAGAAAACUGUAAAUAUCCGAAGAGAAGCAGGUCAGUUUUAUCAGUGAAAAAAGUCAUUGAAAGUGCCACGCAUAACGACAUUAAUAACCUUACCGACGAUGUCCUGAAGCCUUCGCUCGAACUUUCCAGGGCUACUUCAUUGAGUAAAAUGUUGAAUAAAGGCUCAGAUAUUGUAACGUCGAUGACUCCAAUUAGCAGAAAGAAAUCCAAAGAUUCAUCAAAGAUUCUUCAUCGAAAUUUUUCCACAAUAUCUUCACAGAGAGUUUAUAGUCACUCUAUUGCAAGUUCUCCUCCAAAGUCCAGUAAUUUUUUACAAAAAGUUUCCAGUUUUUUCAAGUCAAAAAAGAACUCUAAUAGCAACAGUAAUAGCAGUAUCCACACCGGAGUUAGCAAUGUCCUAGUGCCAAAUAAUAGAAGAGCCCCCCCCUCAGAAUCUUUUCUAAGAAAAAAUGGUAGUUCUCCCCCGAAAUCAAGAACUGGUACUGGUACAGCUUCUUUAAAGACAAAUUCUAAAGAAUCAUUGAGAAAAAAUGUAGUUAGUACAAUAGCAUUACGGGACACUAAUAAUACUACAUUAGAUAGUAACAAGGCUUAUGGGAACACAGUGGAGAGCCUAAAAAUAGCCCCAGAUGUGUUAUUAAACGAACACAUCAGAAUAGAAGAACCCCGGCUUAAACGUUUUAAAUCAUCCGUAUCAAGUGAAAUAUCUCAAACUUCAACUGGUAAUUAUGACAGUGAAUCUGUGGAGAAUUCUAGGUCCAUUUCUUUCGAUGGAAAAGUUUCUCCCCCACCGAUACGGACCCGACCAUUAUCAGAGAUAUCGCAGAUUUCUAAUGACACUUACAUUUCCGAAUACUCCACUGAUGGUAACAACUCGUCAUUUAAGAUUUCUGAGACAGUCAAACCGAGCUAUAUACGAAAAGGCUCAGAGACAACGUCACAAUAUUCAGCCUCAUCCGAGAAAAUGACGAAUGGAUACGGUAGGAAGUUUGUCAGGAGGGAUUUAAGCAUUAUAUCGACAGCAUCGAGCACUUCUGAGAGAAGCUCAAGAACAGAUUCCUUUUACGAUAUCACAACAGCUGCUCCAGCUAUAACUAUUGAUAAUAGAGCGAACAAAAACAACAAGCUGAAGGAGUCCGUUUUGCCCAGAUUUGGGACUCAAAGGCCUUGGACAGGCAAGAGGUCGUAUCCCACAACCCGGCAUGGCAAAAAUGCUAGACGCUCGUCCAAGAGAGGGUUGUUCAAGAUAUCCUCUUCAAAUACUGACUCUAUUAUUCAGGAAGUAAGUUCUUCAGAAGAAGAGGACCACAAUGCUCUCUAUAGUGAGGGCAAAGGUUUACCAGCACCGGUACUACAAACUAAAGGAUUUAUAGAAAUCGGGUUGAACGAACAGGAUGAAGAAGGGGAUGACGAAUAUGCGAUCCAUACCGAUGGAGAAUUUUCAAUUAAACCCCAGUUUUCAGAUGAUGUUAUUGACAAGCAAAACCGUUUGCCAUGUGUGAAAGCUGUUGCAACCAAACGUUCGUUGAGCGAAGGUAGUAAUUGGUCUAGUAGCUAUCUGGAUUCAGAAGGUGUUAGGCCACGCAUAUCUUCAAUGUUAGAGGAAGACGGUGGAGAUUCUGCGGCAUAUGUGCCAGAUAUUAUUGGUGAUAAAGAAGCCAAGAGAGUACCAUGA
Saccharomyces mikatae IFO 1815 is the source of this 2754-nucleotide messenger RNA. Its product is annotated as non-specific serine/threonine protein kinase. The transcript has a single exon. Gene Ontology annotation, molecular function: ATP binding; protein kinase activity. Bases 1 to 2754 code for a protein of 917 amino acids. The record is from RefSeq and is a predicted model, not a curated record. Gene Ontology annotation, biological process: protein phosphorylation; regulation of cytokinesis; mitotic spindle organization. Gene Ontology annotation, cellular component: spindle midzone; spindle pole centrosome; chromosome passenger complex. Lineage: Eukaryota; Fungi; Ascomycota; Saccharomycetes; Saccharomycetales; Saccharomycetaceae.